AUGGCCAAGGGUGAUGUUAACCAGGCCGACAAGACCGUCUUCGGCAUGCCCGGAUUCGUCGUCGACUUCCUGAUGGGUGGUGUCUCCGCUGCCGUCUCCAAGACUGCUGCCGCCCCCAUCGAGCGUAUCAAGCUCCUCAUCCAGAACCAGGAUGAGAUGCUUCGCGCUGGUCGUCUCGACCGCAAGUACAACGGUAUCAUGGACUGCUUCCGUCGUACCGCUGCCUCCGAGGGUGUUGUUUCCCUGUGGCGUGGUAACACUGCCAACGUUAUCCGUUACUUCCCCACCCAGGCUCUUAACUUCGCCUUCCGUGACACCUACAAGUCCAUGUUCUCCUACAAGAAGGAGCGUGAUGGAUACACCAAGUGGAUGAUGGGUAACCUUGCCUCCGGUGGUGCUGCUGGUGCCACUUCCCUCCUCUUCGUCUACUCCCUCGACUACGCCCGUACCCGUCUUGCCAACGACGCCAAGUCCGCCAAGGGCGGUGGUGACCGUCAGUUCAACGGUCUCGUUGACGUCUACAAGAAGACCCUCGCCUCCGACGGUAUUGCCGGUCUCUACCGUGGUUUCGGUCCCUCUGUUGCUGGUAUUGUUGUCUACCGUGGUCUGUACUUCGGCAUGUACGACUCCAUCAAGCCCGUUGUUCUGGUUGGUCCUCUCGAGGGUAACUUCCUUGCUUCUUUCCUGCUCGGCUGGACUGUCACCACUGGUGCUGGUAUCGCUUCUUACCCUCUGGACACCAUCCGUCGUCGUAUGAUGAUGACCUCCGGUGAGGCCGUCAAGUACAAGUCCUCCAUGGAUGCUGCUCGCCAGAUCGUCGCCAAGGAGGGUGUCAAGUCUCUCUUCAAGGGUGCCGGUGCUAACAUCCUCCGUGGUGUUGCCGGUGCUGGUGUCCUGUCUAUCUACGACCAGGUCCAGCUCAUCCUCUUCGGCAAGAAGUACAAGGGUGGCUCUGGCUAA
Molecule: messenger RNA, 960 nt
Organism: Aspergillus niger
Lineage: Eukaryota; Fungi; Ascomycota; Eurotiomycetes; Eurotiales; Aspergillaceae
Exons: 5
Coding region: 1-960 (319 amino acids)
Biological process (GO): mitochondrial ATP transmembrane transport; mitochondrial ADP transmembrane transport
Cellular component (GO): mitochondrial inner membrane
Molecular function (GO): ATP:ADP antiporter activity
Source: RefSeq, a predicted model, not a curated record